AUGGCCGUCACCGGGGAACAAGACGUGCUCAAGAUGGCGCGGGAGAUCGCGCAGGUGACGCAGCGGGACGGCUGGAAGUCGGACAAGAGCGUCGUGCCGGACAUGCAGCGUCUGCUGGGGAAGCUCACGACGCUCAAGGUGGACAAGGACCUGCUGCAGCGCACCAAGAUUGGCGCGGCCGUGAACAAGCUCAAGAAACACGACGACGAGGUCGUGCGGGGGUACAGCACGAGCCUCACGAAGAAGUGGAAGCACGUGGUGGGGCUUGUCUCAACGGCUCGACCGGGGGAGAACCCGCGAUUGCCGAGUGCGUCGCCGCCGUCCCAACGAGUGGCCGAUGCGGGACAGCAAAUGAAGUUUGAGAGGUCGAGGAAGCGAUUGCAAGAAGGGUACGCGACUGAAAAAGCCAAGCGAGACUCGAGGACGGUGAGAGUGCUUAGUGGACCGGUGUCCAAAGGUCGGAGAGGCACGACCGUGUCCACAGCUCCGUGUCAGAGCUCGGUUGGGAGAGCCCAAUUAGCCCAACGCCGGCUACGUUCGAUUGCAAGCCAUCGACCAGCGCCAGGACCACCAGUUGGUCGUCGAUCGGCACCACCAGAUGCGCGUCGAAUGCUGCCGGCGUCGAGGACUCAGCUGCAGGCGAGACGUCCUGCCCCUUCGCUCAACAACAUGUCAGCAGAUGAAAGGCAUCGCCAGCGCCAGCUUAAAUACAGAGCGCUGUCUGGACAAGGAGCUUGCGAUCGCGACUACCGAGAGCCCGAGCGCGCUCGGAGCAGAAGCAGUGGCACACAGGCUAGUGGAAGAUCAACAGCUGGGUCGCGACCGUCCAGUGCUUCAUCAUCGAUGGGUGGAUCGGCUUCGAAAAACCUUCCGAAUGCUGUGGAUGCACGGAAGGCGAUGUUAGAUACGAUGUACCCACGUGUGUGCGGGGUGGGAGGUGGCUCCAGUGGCAGCAACUCGGCAGGCGGUGCUAAGCAAAGUCGAUCGAGUACAUCAGUGAAGAGGAAGGAGGUGAAUUAUACCGAGGGACAGCGCGAUGUGUUGUCCUGGCUUAAGAGUCUCAGCGUGGACAUGAGCGAGUAUGCUCCAGCCUUUUUCGAGAACGGCUUUGACUCGGUGAAGUUGCUCAGUACGAUAGAAAAGUCGGACUUGCCGUCACUCGUACCGAAGAAGGGUCACCACCGUUUAAUCCAGCAGGCGUUAGAUGAGUUGCGCCGCAAGCAUUCUACGUCUGCAGCUUCACAGCGACGUGAUCGUUUCCAGAAAGUGUCGCGCACGCGUCGUCGUGAUCCGUUUGAGGAAGAAGAUUCGGACGAUAGCUUUGUGGUGAGCGACGACGGCGAGUACCGUCCUGGUCACAUCGCAGCAAUGUUUCGCAAGAACCGAAAGCGGCAGUACUCGAUCGACUCGGACGAUUCAAUUAAUAUGGAAGCCUCAUUUGACGAGAUCCAGAAGGAAGAAAAGCGCAGUGCUCUCUAUGGCGAAUACGAAGACUAUCGAGAAGACAUGCGCAAUAAGAAGCUGCUGAAGAAGAAAAAGUGA
Peronospora matthiolae is the source of this 1542-nucleotide messenger RNA. The record is from the annotation of a GenBank genome assembly. NCBI's taxonomy places the organism in Eukaryota, Oomycota, Peronosporomycetes, Peronosporales, Peronosporaceae.